CCCUAAAUCAAGAGUCAAUUUUGUCUUCGUUUCGCAGCCAACCUUCUUCUCGCAAUCAAGAGGGCAUUUCGUAAUUGUAAGUGGAAUUGAAGAUGCAGUUGAGGUUCCGGCGAUUGCGUAUUGCCAUUUGGGCUUUGCCGAGGGUUUAUUACGGUACUUUGCACGGUGGCUAUGGGGCGGGGGUCAAUGCUUUGACGGAUAUCCGUUGUACAGCUGCUUGGUUUAGUCCGAGCAACGGCGUGGGUAGGAGGCAGGAAUUGGCGAAUUAUCAACUGCAGAGAUAUUCAACCGUACCAGAAACAAAGCGUGAGGUGCUCUCUGUGAUUGAUAUUUUACCAUUCAUUCGAUCUUCUCUUCAUAAGCCUAGAGGCCCUUUUCACUGUUGGCUUAACACAAUCACAGGCAACAAGAAUUUGUUUAAGGAAGAUGGAAUCUUUUUAUUUCUUAUCGAUGAACAUCUUGAACAUUCUUUGAAAGCUACUCAAAAUUCAGUUAAAAUGUUUGAAUACGCAAAAUCACUUCAGCAGAGGUAUCCUUCCCUUCAAGUUAUGGCUUUACAAUAUGGCAAAUCAAUACGUCUGAAUGAUAUCCCUACAAAUUUGCUCCAGAGAGUAAUCAAGGAAUACUUUGUAUUUCCUAUUUUGUUGUCUAGAAAGGUCAUUGAGGUUGCAGAUGUGCCCUGCUUCAUCAUAUCCAAAGGCUUUCAGAAUCCUAUAGUCUGUUCUGGUGUGGAUGUGGAUCUUAAGGUGCUUGAUAAUGCCAUUUACCAUCUCAAUGCCGAAACCAGGAAGCAGUCAAAUGUGGAUGAUUUCAACUAUAGCCCUUGGGCGAAGCCCAUUGAUGCUGUUAAAGAACCUGAUAUUUGUUCUGCUUCACGAAACUUACUGUUUCCUUUCCCAGGUUGCAUUUCUGUUGAUGAGAGCGGUAAUCGCCUUUUUCUUUCGGACGUAAACCACCAUCGCGUCAUUAUGUUCAAUAACAAUGGGAAAAUGUUAGAUGCCAUUGGUUCUUCUCCUGGAUAUGAGGAUGGAGAAUUUGAAAUUGCAAAGUUAAUGCGGCCUGCAGCUUCGUUUUAUGAUGCAUCUGAUGAUUGCCUUUACUUUGUUGAUUCUGAGAACCAUGCCAUCAGACGAGCUGAUAUGGAGACAAGGGUUGUUGACACAGUUUUUCCCAGAGUGGAUGGAAGUACAAAGUAUAAAAGUUUAUGGGCAUGGAUUGUGGAUAAAUUAUGGAGGAAAAGGAGACCAAAGAUGAAAUCCGAAGAAUUUAAUUCUGCAUCAUUUUUGUUCCCUUGGCAUCUUCUAAAGUCAUCGAAUGAUGAUCUCUUAGUACUCAAUCAAAGCCUUGGAACUCUAUGGAUAGUCGAUUUGGAAUCCGGCCAAAUCAAGGAAGUUGUAAAAGAAUCUUCAAAGAUUUUGGAGAUCUGCGGCCAGAUGAUCCUGGAAAAAUUGGCGCCAUUGAGCCAUCUGCCUUCUGAUUGGUUAGAUCGGCACUCCAGUCACUGUUAUUCAUUCGAGGGAUUGCCAUACGCCGGUCUUAUGUCUUCUGUCGCAACUUGCCAGGACCACGACUUAUUUUGUAAUACAGUUGGUCAGACAGUAGUCAAGUUCGACAGACGAACUGCAUCAGCAUCGACCUUGAAAUUCUCGAACUUCGGAAUCCUUGGGCUUCCUUAUUGGCUUGGAUCGUCCUCUCCCGAGCACCUCUACGCCGCAAACAAUCCAUCAGGAACAGACAUCGAUCAUUCAGAAGGUUUUCGCCUAUUGCCCGGCAGAGUCGAUAUAGAGCUGAAUGUCGAAAUCCCUCGAGACACUGACCUGGUAGAACCUCCACAAGAAGGAAGCAUAUGGCGCUUUGCUAGAGGAUCAGCUAUGGAAGUCUCAGGAUUAGAUAAUAACGCGUCGCCAGUAGAAAAGAUCGGGCUUGCUCAGCAGUGGUACGACGAACUCGACAACCUCACCUUCGCAAUACCGGACGAAGAAUCAAGAACAGAAGACAAAAACGAAAUCCCCAUUGAGGAAACGCCGGACGGCAGAGUUCGCAUCGGUUGCACUAUCGACACCAGCCCCGGAACGAGCGAGGCUGUUAUUUACGCCGCGCUUUACUUGAGGCUGAAGAAGAAUUCGAACAAAAUCGAUACUCAAUGCGAAAAAGCGUCGAGGAUUGCUGAUGUAAUCGAUCCGAAGAGAAAAUUCGACAGGGACGUACUUAUCAAGACUUUGAUGAUGCCCGGCAGAGACCUCGGCGAGCUUGUGUUCGUAAGACCGAUUCAUGUUAGGCUUCAGUUCAACGUUCGCGACCGGCCGAAAGCUGAUAAGUCGAGACGCGAACUCCUGACUGAUUCUUCGGUGAAAGUUGACGUCUCGCUGUAAUUUUCUUCGUUCAACCGUCGAGCUCAAUUCCAGCGAAGCCUUUUUGCUCCCCGGUUGACUCAUCGUUGCUGGAGUACAGUGUCGCGACGACGUUACGACGGCUCCGAUGGGUUUCGACACAGGCGGAAUUGCGGUAUGUUAGGGUGUGUUUCUUUUGAUUAGUUUGCGAAAAAUUUUGAUUUGAGUUUGGUAUUAAAAUAAUAUUUUAUAGUAACUGAUAAAAAAAAAUGUAUUUUUCGGAGACGCAAAAUACCAAAUAGUAAAAAAGUUUGGAAUUAUAGGUAAAGAAACACACCCUAAUUCUUGUCACGGUGGUGUUAUAUUACGUAUUUUGGUGAUUUUAGAGACUUGCGAUUAUUGCAUAAUUAAUAGUAACAAAUAAUUUGCUCUCA
Molecule: messenger RNA, 2764 nt
Organism: Andrographis paniculata
Lineage: Eukaryota; Viridiplantae; Streptophyta; Magnoliopsida; Lamiales; Acanthaceae
Exons: 17
Coding region: 93-2372 (759 amino acids)
Source: RefSeq, a predicted model, not a curated record